CCCAGUUGUAAACCCUAAAAUUUCUUAAGGCCGCCGUUAUUUCCCCGUCGUCGAAUAUCCAUAAUUGGCAUUUUCUGAGCGCCGGGGCGUUGGGGUUCAAAUUAUUGAUUGGUCUUAGUCCUCGCUUCCUGUACCGAAAAUUAUUUGCUUCGCCUCCCCCGGAUUCUCCGCGCGAAAUCGAGUUGCAGAGUGCUUAAUAUAAUCUGCAAGCAUUCGGUCGUUCGUUCGUUAAUCUGGCCAAGUUUAUUCCAAGCCGGAAGUACGAGAUUUUUGGUCCGCUAGUGUUUGUUGAGGGAUUUUUAGGUGGUCGGUCGACUCACGCGUUUCUUCCUUGCAGUGCAAUUCUACAGUUGAAAUUCCGAAUAGAUCUAGCGUGCCAUGGUGACUCAGGAUUUUUUUGGAGUUUUUAAUUCGAGUUGUACAGAGCAUGGAAGUGAGAUUGAUGAUCCUUCGGUAUCUGCUUCCGACGCCAUGAAAUCAGAUUCCGAACCUCCAAACUCGCAGCUAACAGACGACGCGUCUGAAGCUAUAGCGGAUGGAGUAAUCGGAAGUAUGGAUGUGGAUACUUCGGCGGACACUGACUAUGAAAAAAAGCCCUACGGCAGCAGUAUCGUUCAUUCUCUUCACGUAAACGGUUCUCUAGCUGCUCCGAGUAAAAGCGGACCUCGCAACCGCGAGGAAGAUGGGGCUCUUACGAGUAGAAGAGAGUUGGGUGGUAUGUUGAUUUCUGGCCAUAAGAGACCACGAAUUGCUGUUGAUGAACACCGCCAAGCUUCCGUGCACAUAAUUUACGAUUUCUUGCCGAGAGAGAGUAAACAAAAGCUUGAAGAGCUGUUGCUGCAGUGGUCUCGAUGGCAUUCGCAGUACUGCUCAUCUUCAGAUGAUUUUAAUGCUACAGUGGAAUCUGGAGAAUCUGCCUACUUUCCGGCUCUUAGAGUCUGCUCAGAUGAGCCUUAUGACAUUUUUUUUUGGGUGGAUGGCCAGACAAAGACACAGUUGGAUAAAGAAGUUACGCCACUCGAUUUCUCAUCCGUGCCACUGUAUGACCGUGGAUGUUCUUUAGUUUUGACUUCAGCUGAUGGCUCUAGUAAAAUAGACAGAGGUGUUGAAACGUUGCAUUCAUCCCGUUGUUUCAACUGUGGAUCGUACAACCAUGGCGUGAAAGAAUGCCCCAAGCCACGCGAUAAUGUGGCUAUCCAUGAUGCCUGGGAACAGCACAAGGCCAAAAAGAAGCAACAUGCCAAUUCUAGUAAUUCAAUUCGAUAUUAUCAAAGUUCGCGAGGGGGGAAAUAUGAUGGCUUGGCACCGGGUUGUCUAGAUGCCGAUACACGCCGCGCCAUGGGUCUUGGGGCGCUCAGUCCACCUCCAUGGCUUAACAGAAUGCGCGAAAUGGGAUACCCUCAUGAUAUUUCAGUUGAAGAAGUGGAUGAUCAGCCAUCGGGGAUUACAAUUUUUGGUGAUUCGGAAAAUGAAAAUGAAAUCGAGGAUGGGAAAGUUAUCGAUGCAGGUAAAGCUAAGCCAUAUCCGAAAAUGACCGUACAAUUUCCAGGGAUAAAUGCUCCGAUACCAGAAAAUGCCGACGAGAGAGCCUGGGAAUCACUACCUCUGCCCCUGCAAGCCCCUUUGAGGCCAUGUCAAUAUAGAGAUACUUCACACUGCCUGGAUUAUAAACACUCGUCAGAAAAUUAUUGGAGCCAUCGGCACUAUGCCGAAGGAAAUUGGGACAGGGGCUCGGCAUAUGAGGUGCCUCCCCCUCCCCCUCCUGGCUGCGACUCCAUACCUAUCCCCUCACUGUGGAGGUUUAGGUUUGGAAGAUCCUACUCGGACAUUGGUAGAGUAAGCCCUCUAAUACAUAGUGAUUUUAGCCCCCCUACAUGGGAUCGUAGUCCCGCGUAUGACUAUGGAUACUCGGGACUAAGUCAACAAAGAAGCUUGAGCUACAAUAUGAUUGUGAAUGAUUUUUGGUACGGGCAAUCGCGCUGAUAAUUAAUGUA
This is a messenger RNA of Andrographis paniculata, 1994 nucleotides long. RefSeq lists its product as uncharacterized. The record is from RefSeq and is a predicted model, not a curated record. The transcript is spliced from 8 exons. The coding region runs from base 379 to 1983 and encodes 534 amino acids. Gene Ontology annotation, cellular component: catalytic step 2 spliceosome. Gene Ontology annotation, molecular function: RNA binding; zinc ion binding. Lineage: Eukaryota; Viridiplantae; Streptophyta; Magnoliopsida; Lamiales; Acanthaceae.